CACCUUAAAUAUUCCAAAGUAAACCAAUAUGUCGCUCAGAAACUUUGUAUGCCGCAGGCACAUGUUGACAUCAAACCGCACCAUUACACAACUGAAUACUCCUAACACUAAUCCAUCUUCUUCUUCUUCUUCUUCUUUACCCCUUUUAGGCAUUCAGUUUUCCUUAAGUAAACGACAUUAUAUUUUGUUAACAGAAGAAGUUGAAGAACCACUGCUCUUGCUCUUACGUAGUUGGGAAGAGAAAACCACACCAACCACUAUUUAUCUCACCCAUUCUGUUUACAUGUCCGACGACAGAUUCUACCAAGAAAUUUCAAAACUUAUUAUCAGAAAUUGGAAUACUGUGGCGUUUCAAGAUCGACGCAACUCUAUAAUAGAAAAUACAAUGAGGGAAGUGCGUCAUAUCAUUAAACUUGAUUCAAACAAGGGACGUCAAAAGUUGGAUGUAUGUGUGGAUUUAAAAUUGGUGAAUGUUUGUAUGGGAAGGAUGUUGGUUCCAGAAGAAGAAAUAGCGUUAUCAAAUCGUAUGGUGCCAGCUAGUAAGUCAUCAAUGAAAUUACUAAAGAAGAUGGAGAUUGAUGAAGAAAGAUAUAGUAGCAAAGAUGAAUGUUGUACAGUGUGUUUAGAUGAACUAAUUGUGAAGGAAUCUGAUAAUGCUGACAUACUUUGCAUGCCUUGUUCUCAUAUGUUUCAUGGAGAAUGUAUUACCAAGUGGUUAGAGACAAGCCAUUAUUGCCCUAUUUGCCGCUUUCAGAUGCCCACGGAACAAGAUUAG
Nicotiana attenuata is the source of this 775-nucleotide messenger RNA. Its product is annotated as probable E3 ubiquitin-protein ligase RHG1A. Gene Ontology annotation, molecular function: ubiquitin protein ligase activity; zinc ion binding. Gene Ontology annotation, cellular component: cytoplasm. Bases 29 to 775 code for a protein of 248 amino acids. Gene Ontology annotation, biological process: protein ubiquitination. Lineage: Eukaryota; Viridiplantae; Streptophyta; Magnoliopsida; Solanales; Solanaceae. The record is from RefSeq and is a predicted model, not a curated record. The transcript has a single exon.